Messenger RNA from Carlito syrichta (Philippine tarsier), 702 nucleotides. RefSeq names its product cytochrome c oxidase subunit 5A, mitochondrial-like. Gene Ontology annotation, biological process: mitochondrial electron transport, cytochrome c to oxygen. The record is from RefSeq and is a predicted model, not a curated record. The transcript is spliced from 2 exons. The coding region runs from base 1 to 516 and encodes 171 amino acids. NCBI's taxonomy places the organism in Eukaryota, Metazoa, Chordata, Mammalia, Primates, Tarsiidae. Gene Ontology annotation, cellular component: mitochondrial inner membrane.
AUGGAGGAGGCUAUCACCACUAGCACAUCUGCCAUCCUUCAUCUCCACAUGACUGAUGAGAAGCUCCGAUCCAGAGAAGAGGCCAGGCCUGUUUCUCUAAAGGGGUCUAAGAGCAGAGCUGGAGAGAAGGAAAGACCAGACAGUUGCCCCGGCCCCGGCCCUGCCGCCGCUAUCCAUUCAGUUCGCUGCUAUUCUCAUGGGUCACAUGAGACAGCUAAGGAGUUUGAUGCUCACUUAUACUUCAACAAACCAGAUAUAGAUGCCUGGGAAUUGCAUAAAGGGAUGAACACACUUGUUGGCUAUGAUCUGGUUCCAGAACCAAAAAUCAUUGAUGCUGCUUUGAGGGCAUGCAGACGGUUAAAUGAUUUUGCUAGUGCAGUUCACGUCCUAGAGGUUGUUAAGGACAAAGCAGGACCUCAUAAGGAAAUCUACCCCUAUGUCAUCCAGGAACUUAGACCAACUUUAAAUGAAUUGGGAAUCUCCACUCCAGAAGAACUGGGCCUUGACAAAGUGUAAACCCCAUGGAUGUGCUUCCCAAGGAUUUAUUGGUAUUGCUACUUGAUUGUAAACAGUUACCUGGAAAUACAAAUGAUAAUAUAUUACCUUAUUUGAACAAGUUUUCCUUUAUUGAGUACCAAGCUAUGUAAUGGUAAUUUGGACUUUAAUAAAAGGGAAAUGAGUUUGAACUGGAAAAAAAAAAAA